Diceros bicornis minor is the source of this 2048-nucleotide messenger RNA. RefSeq names its product chromosome 16 C18orf21 homolog (gene RMP24). Bases 84 to 737 code for a protein of 217 amino acids. The record is from RefSeq and is a predicted model, not a curated record. NCBI's taxonomy places the organism in Eukaryota, Metazoa, Chordata, Mammalia, Perissodactyla, Rhinocerotidae. The transcript is spliced from 5 exons.
ACGGCAAAGUCCGCCACGGUAGGAAGCCGGCGUCCGGAAUCUCUUUUGGCAGUGGGUCUUGGCGGCGUGGGGGCGGCGGGGCUAUGAGGCAGAAGCACUACCUUGAGGCUGCGGCGUGGAAACUGCGAGACAGCUGCCCGGGCCAGGCCCGCUAUCUCCUCUGGGCCUACACUUCGUCACACGAUGAUAAAAGUGCUUUUGAAGGAACAUGUCCAUACUGUUUCCAGUUGCUGGUUCUGGAUAACUCUCGAGUGCGCCUCAAACCCAAGCCCAAACUGACACCCAGAAUACAGAAACUUCUUAAUCGAGAAGCAAGAAAUUAUACACUCAGUUUUAAAGAAGCAAAAAUUGUGAAAAAGUACAAAAACUCCAAAAGUGUACUGUUGAUUACUUGUAAAACAUGCAACAGAACAGUGAAACAUCAUGGUAAAAGCAGAAGCUUUCUAUCAGCACUGAAGAGCAGUCCUACCACUCCUACGAGUAAACUGAGCCUGAAGACACCAGAGAGAAAGACUCUAAGUUCUGCAAACCUAAAUCAUGAUAUGUCUGGUUCCCAAGACAAGAGCCCAGCAUUGAUUUUCAGAACACCUACAUCUGGACAGUCAACACCCACUUGCUCCUCAAGAAAUGUGAGCAAAACAAAGAAACACUUCUCUCAACUAAAAAUGUUGCUUAGUCAGAGUGAAUCCCAGAAGAAUCCAAAGGUGGACUUCAGAAGUUUCUUAUCUUCUUUAUAAAACAUGGACUGUGAAAAUAAAAAAUGUUGCGGGCCAGCCCCGUGGCUUAGCGAUUAAGUGCGCAUGCCCCACUACUGGCGACCUGGGUUCGUAUCCGGGUGUGCACCAACACACCGCUUCUUCGGCCAUGCUGAGGCAGCGUCCCACAUACAGCAACUAGCAGGAUGUGCAACUAUGACAUACAACUAUCUACUGGGGCUUUGGGGGGGAAAAGGGGGAAAAAGAGGAGGACUGGCAAUAGAUGUUAGCUCAGGGCCGGUCUUCCUCAGCAAAAAGAGGAGGAUUAGCAUGGAUGUUAGCUCAGGCUGAUCUUCCUCACAAAAAAAAAAAAAAUGUUUAAUGCAGUUUCUGAAACUAAAGUUACUCAGAAAAAAACAGCUUUUUUUAAAACUUUUAUUUAUUCUUUAAAUACAUGGAAACUAGGGUCCAGGAGCAAACUUGUUUUGGCAUUCUUCAGUGUUUAGGGAGAAAAUAUCUCAUUAGAAUGAAUAACUGAAACCUGCCUAUCUCACAGGGUAGUUAUGAGGAUCAAAAAUACAUGAAAUGUCCUUGUAAAUAGUAAAGAUAUAUAUGGAUAUUGAGUGGUUAUAUUAUUAUUUUCUCUUCCCUUAAUUAGCAGUUUUCAUUAUGUCAUUUUAUUUCAUAAGGAAAUUGAGACCUUUAUGAGAAAAUCUACUCACUCCUUUCUAGGUGUCUAUACCCUUAUUGCUAAUUCAGAAAAAGGAUCACGUAUGUGUGUCCUAGUUUUCCCACACUCAUCUGUGUUAACUAUAUAUUAGUAAAAUCUUAACAUUACUCCUAUUUUGCAUGCAGAAGUAAAUAUAUGGGCCAUUCUUGACUGUAGAUGAUUUAAUCAUAUACCAAAAUUUUCAUUUUUGCAACUUUCUAUAGUAGUGCUUCACCAGAAGUGGCAUUUCAUUUUCUCUGGUGAAGACUUAUUUCUAGGCCUCAAAUUUACACCAGAACAUAACAAAGUAACAGUUUAGCUACUUGAACUCUUUUCUGGAACACAGAUAUACUUUUUUAAAAUGAUAGGCUAGGAUUUUAUUCAACCUUUUUUUUUUUUUUCCGCUGAGGAAAAUUGGCCCUGGGCUAACAUCCGUGCCCAUCUUCCUCUACUGUGUAUGUGGGAUGCCUGCUGCAGCAUGGCUUGAUAAGCAGUGUGUAGGUCUGCAUCCGGGAUCUGAACCCGUGAACCCUGGGCUGGCUGCCGAAGCAGAGUGCGCGAAUUUACCCACUAUGCCACUGGGCCAGCGGCCCCUUCAACCUAUCAUUUAAAAACUCUUUAAAUAAAUAAUUUAGAUACUUUAA